AUGGCGGGCGCGGCGCUGUCGCGGGUGCCGGCCGUGCAGAUCGAUGGCGACGGUGUCUUCAAGUACGUGCUGCUGCGGGUGCGCGGGCCCGGCGCGCCCGCCAAGGACGUCGUGCGAGGCCACGCCUGGGCCGAGUACCACGCCGACUUGCUGGAGCGGACGGCGGAGGAGCUGGCGCGGCACGGCCUGAGCUGUGAGUGCCUUGGCGGCGGCCGCCUGUCCCACCGGCCCGAGGAGAGGAAGAUCCACGUCUACGGGUACUCAGUGGUAAGCGGGAGCGGGGGGGACCCACGCACGGACGCGGCAUCUCUCUUCGCACUGUCGUUCCACUGGCGGCGGCCGAGUUGGCAUCGCAUCCCCUCGGGGGUGGAAGGGGCUUUGGACGAGCUGACCACGCCGUGACCACAGAGAAGCUGAAGGCCGAAUAUCCCGACUAUGAGAUCACCUGGGCAGAUGAAGGGUACUGACUCCUGUGUCUGUGGUGGCAGCCCAGGACUGGCACAGCUGCAUGCAGCACCGGGGUGGUGGCAGCAGGCUCGCCGUGCUCCAGGCUCUCCUGAUUUUCCUCUGUGUUGAACUCGCCCGUUCUCCGCUAAUACUGGACUGUCCCCGUGUCAGGUGCUCCCACCUCCCUGGCAUGGCAAAGCUGGUGAAGCCAGUGGUUGCCCUACCCCAGCCUCCUGGUGCCAGGGGCUCAUCCACGUGUAUGUGUGAGAAUUAAAGUCGUUGGAGGAGCACA
This is a messenger RNA of Taeniopygia guttata (zebra finch), 739 nucleotides long. Lineage: Eukaryota; Metazoa; Chordata; Aves; Passeriformes; Estrildidae. The record is from RefSeq and is a predicted model, not a curated record.